UGGAAUCGAGAACAAAAAGGUCUCGUACCCCGAAUUGGGAUUCGUCCGAUCCAGUAAGUAAUAUCAGCGGUAAGAACCUUUGAAUGAAUUCAACAAAACUUCUUACUUUUCUUUUAGAUUCUUUUCUUUUCGAUAGCUUAUAGAAGACAAAAUUAAAAUUAUAGAAAAUAAAAAUGUUGACACCAACACAUCCCUCAUGAAAAGGAGACGCCUGGCGUGAAAUAACCGAUAGUUUCAACAGUUUAAGCGCAACGAUGAGAAACAUCUCAAAUUCAGGCUCAAUGGCGAGGAACUAAAAUGAAGGCCAAAGCAGAGAUGUCGGCCUUCCAAAGAAACCUGAGAGCAACAGGUGGUGGACCACCUCCCAAGUCACCUGAGCUUGAGCACAUCAAAUUGAUGGCACUUAUCCCCCAUGAAUUUGAGGUGGAUACAAAUGAUUUUGAUUGCGAUACUGGGAUGAUAAAAGAAAACGUAACUUCUUUUAAGACACUGGUUGUAGACGAUGAAUAUGAAGUUUUUUUUGUAGAGGAUGAAUCGCCAAGGAAAUAUGUAUCAUCAACUUUUUCUUCACCAAAAAUACAUGCUCCAUCACCACCAAUACCAUCACCAAAACCGCAAUCACCUUCACCUCCACCUUUGGAUACUUUUUCUGAAAAGAACUCAGCAUCAUUUAAACGGAAAGUAGCACAUUACAUGCAUUCCUCUUCGUAA
Eupeodes corollae is the source of this 711-nucleotide messenger RNA. RefSeq lists its product as uncharacterized. The transcript is spliced from 3 exons. The coding region runs from base 298 to 711 and encodes 137 amino acids. Lineage: Eukaryota; Metazoa; Arthropoda; Insecta; Diptera; Syrphidae. The record is from RefSeq and is a predicted model, not a curated record.